Molecule: messenger RNA, 951 nt
Organism: Aspergillus tanneri
Lineage: Eukaryota; Fungi; Ascomycota; Eurotiomycetes; Eurotiales; Aspergillaceae
Exons: 6
Coding region: 1-951 (316 amino acids)
Source: RefSeq, a predicted model, not a curated record
AUGGCCGACACUUCAAGCCCCGGUUUUGUGAGCUACCCCAAUACGAGCGGGGGAAGUAAGUCUGAGGCACCCGGACAAGAGCUUCGAGAUUUGAAAACUUCGCGGUUGACGCCCCCGGUUACCACUGCGACUGGCCAGCCCCUGACCCAUUACCAUUCCUUGAUGUACAGCCUCUUGAGCUGGGAGCAACCGCGGGCCACCGCUGCGUCAUUUGCGACCGUUGUCAGCUUCAUACUUGCCGCCCGUUAUCUACCUCUCCUCCGCUGGCUCUUCAAAUUCAUCUAUCUGUCCUUGGGAUUCAUGGCUACUGCGGAAAUUGGUGGUCGAGUUGUUAUGUCGCAAGGUCUCGCCAAGUCGUUCCGCCCCCGCAAGUAUUACACCGUUCCCAAGGAAUAUCUAGAAGCAGUGAUGGAGGACCUUGAGCAGCUUCUCGAUUUUGUCUUGUUAGAAUUCCAGCGCAUUCUGUUCGCGGAGAACAUCGUCCAUACGGUUGCUGCCUUCUUUGCUACUUUCACUGCUUACUGGCUGAUCAAGUUCCUACCCUUCUGGGGAUUGUCCCUUCUCGCUGUUACCAUUGCCUAUAUUGGGCCAUUGGUGUACAUGAACAACCGUGAAGUUAUUGAUGCGCAUAUUGAACAUGCCCAGGGGGUCAUUAAUGCCCAGGCACAUCAAUUGAAGGACCUCGCAGGGGAACGAACUGCCCAUGCGACGGGUAUUGUGAGGCAAUAUGUUGAUGAUUAUAGCGCCAAGGCUCAGGAGUAUAUCGGCCAGCGUCGUUCUGCGUCACCCGAGAUGACCAAGGUUCCUAGCACCGUCAUCAAGAAGGAACCCGAACCCGAGCCCGCAUUUACUCCUUCCGACUUCCCCGAGGCACCCAAGGAUGAGCCAGUGGCGGAAUCCUUUGAACUCCCCCCUCAGCCAGUGGAGAAAGAGCCUCUGUUGACAGCUUAA